Molecule: messenger RNA, 1355 nt
Organism: Lampris incognitus (smalleye Pacific opah)
Lineage: Eukaryota; Metazoa; Chordata; Actinopteri; Lampriformes; Lampridae
Product: Ras-related protein Rab-33B-like
Exons: 2
Coding region: 8-712 (234 amino acids)
Biological process (GO): Rab protein signal transduction
Cellular component (GO): Golgi apparatus; endosome
Molecular function (GO): GTPase activity; GTP binding
Source: RefSeq, a predicted model, not a curated record
AUGAGAGAUGGCAAUAGAAAACAAACCUGCGGAGGAAUUUGACACAGUAUUCAAUAGAAAUGACUCCCUGGAGCUAUCGUCGCAUCACGAUUAUGAAAGCCUUAAAGCUCGUAUAUUCAAGAUCAUAGUAAUAGGAGAUUCCAAUGUAGGAAAGACGUGUUUGACGUUCCGGUUCUGCGGCGGUACCUUCCUCAAGAACCCGGAGGCGACGAUCGGGGUUGAUUUCAGAGAGAGGACGCUGGAGCUGGAUGGAGAAAGUAUCAAGUUGCAGAUUUGGGACACAGCAGGUCAGGAGCGCUUCAGGAAGAGCAUGGUGGAGCACUACUACCGCAGUGUCCAUGCCGUCAUCUUUGUGUACGACAUGACCAGUCUGGCCUCCUUCGAGAGCCUCCCCGAGUGGAUUGAGGAGUGCAGCCGUCACUCUGUCUGCACCAUGGUGCCGCGCAUCUUGGUGGGGAACAAAUGUGACCUGAGAGAACGCCGAGAGGUGCCCACGUCGCUCGCACAGCGCCUGGCUGAUGGUUACAACUACCCGCUGUUUGAGACCUCCGCCAAGGACCCAGCUGAGAAGGAACAUGUGGACGCUAUCUUCCUGACACUAGCCUACAGGUUGAAGUGUCAUAAGCCACUGAGACUGAAGCAGCCAAGCGAGAACAACGUUAGACAUCUUUGGUAUCAGAGAGAACAGGAGGAGGAAACCUGUCAAUGCUGAGGACAUGCGUGUCCCGUGUAGGCGUAUGCAGGGCAUCUCUGAAAACCACCAAACCAUUUCAUGUAUUGAGCUUCUACAUCUUAAUGUUGAAUUUGGAAAAAUACGGUCAGCAGGUACGAUGAGCAGACAGGAUUUCCACUCACUCGCUUGUUGUGAGGCAACGUACUGGAGAAAGCAUUUUAUUUGCACAAUAUAGAAUUGACAAUUCAGCACUACGCAUGUGAAUGGAUGUGAGAUUAUAUCAAAAUAGCUGUGGCUCAAUCUGCACAUGAAUUCACUUUAAAUCAAAUGAUGUAGGGUCACCAGAUAUCAAACAUAAUAUGCAGAUAAAAAAAUAGUUUAUCUGUUCAGACAAGAAAGCAAAUACAAGUAAAAACAACAAAUAUUUCAGUUAGAGGGACCAGUAUAAGAGGCAAGUCUAAACUGUGAAGAAAGACAUGCAUUUGUUUAAAAUUUCAAGGAUUUUGAUACUUCUUGAGAAAACACUAUCAUAGCAUUCAUUUUGAUUCCGUUAAGAACCAGUCAUUUCAAAAAAUGUUGACUUAACCAGUUUGUCAUGAGGAGUCAUACAUCCCAUUAUAUCUGAAGAAACUAUGACACUAAAGACAAUAUGUAACAAUCCUCUGAGACAAAUUGUGAAUUA